This is a messenger RNA of Aspergillus pseudoviridinutans, 891 nucleotides long. RefSeq lists its product as uncharacterized. The record is from RefSeq and is a predicted model, not a curated record. The coding region runs from base 1 to 891 and encodes 296 amino acids. Lineage: Eukaryota; Fungi; Ascomycota; Eurotiomycetes; Eurotiales; Aspergillaceae. The transcript has a single exon.
AUGGACUUGAUAUCGUCAAUACUUCCUUGUAUCCAGCGACGGAAGCCGCUCAAAUUUCCAGCCCAAGAGCAACAUGGCGCGCAGCCAGAGAGCGAAGCGUCUCGGGCCUCUUCAGCAGCGUCACGAACCGUGCCCAGCAAGUCCUCAGCGAGGAUGUCGGUUCGACUCGUUGAAGCCGUCGAUUCGCAGACGACCAUUUGCCCCGAGGAGCUCCUGAGCGACCAUGACGGGCUCCAGGAGGACGAGAAAGAGAUCUUCCCAGUCGAGAAUAAAGAGGCAGACUCUGCGAAAGACGCCAACGUCAGAGUCAUCCACAUGGAUCUCGGCGAUACCCCGAGAGGAACCCACGACCGUCACAAUCAAAAAGAACACCUGAUUCCCACCCUACCUCCCAAAGCUGCAAAGCUCCCCGAGGUCAAAAGCCGCAUGAUAGAGAAUAUCCCCGAGGAAAGCGACGACGAGCAGGGCAACAUUCCAUUGUUCGAAGAUUCCACCGAGAAAUCAUCUCAAGGAGACGCCAAACGCAACUCAACCUGGCGCCAAAGCUCCAGAAAGUCUCUGGUCGACAUCAUCAACCUCCUGCAAUCAACCACAAGCAACAACAUCAGCACCCUCCGCAUCAACAGCCUGAAGUGGCCCUUACCACCCAGGUCCCCGCACCGGCCCUCCACAGCCUUAUCCUACUGCUCUUCGUCCUCGCUGAGCUCCUCGGUAACAGCCACUGUAGAGUUCGAGAAGCCGACCCCCAUCGUCAAGAAAGAGAGACGGAUGGGGGCAGCGAUCCUCCCCACGAUCCGACUGGGGCCCCGGAGAUGGAGCGUCGAUGACGGGAGCAUUGGCAAUGACAGUAGCAUCAACAUCAAGGGGCCUCGGCCUCUUUUUUGCGAGUAA